Marmota flaviventris (yellow-bellied marmot) is the source of this 1566-nucleotide messenger RNA. Lineage: Eukaryota; Metazoa; Chordata; Mammalia; Rodentia; Sciuridae. The record is from RefSeq and is a predicted model, not a curated record.
AUGAAGUCUGCUCACUCUGGUACCCAGACAAGUAGUUCCACCAUUAUGACAUUCCACCCAACCAUGGAAGAAUUCUCAGAUUUCAACAAUUAUAUUGCCUACAUGGAAUCCCAAGGGGCACACAGAGCUGGCCUGGCCAAGGUAAUUCCACCCAAGGAAUGGAGAGCCAGGCAGUCCUAUGAUGAUGUCAGUGACAUCUUAAUAGCCACUCCCCUGCAGCAGGUGGUCUCUGGGAAGGCAGGUAUGUUCACUCAAUACCACAAAAAGAAGAAACCCAUGACGGUGAGAGAGUAUCACCUCCUGGCAGACAGUGAAAAGUAUAGAACUCCCCUUCACCUGAAUUUUGAAGAUCUGGAGAGAAAGUACUGGAAGAGCCGCCUGUAUGACUCACCAAUUUAUGGUGCUGACAUCAGUGGUUCCUUAUUUGAUGAGAACACUAAGGAGUGGAACCUGGGACACCUGGGAACCAUUCUGGACCUGUUGGAGCAGGAAUGUGGAGUUGUCAUUGAGGGUGUCAACAGGCCCUACCUGUACUUUGGCAUGUGGAAGACCACUUUUGCGUGGCACACGGAAGACAUGGACCUUUACAGCAUCAACUACUUGCACUUUGGGGAGCCCAAAACGUGGUACGCGGUGCCCCCUGAACACGGGCAGCGCCUGGAGCGCCUGGCCAGGGACCUUUUCCCGGGCAGUUCACAGUGCUGUGAGGCCUUCAUGAGGCACAAGGUGGCCCUCAUGUCGCCCACAGUCCUCCAUGAGAAUGGCAUUCCCUUCAACCGCGUGACUCAGGAGGCUGGUGAGUUCAUGGUGACAUUUCCCUAUGGCUACCAUGCUGGCUUCAACCAUGGCUUCAACUGUGCGGAGGCCAUCAAUUUCGCCACUCCGCGAUGGAUUGAUUAUGGCAAAGUGGCGUCUCAGUGCAGCUGUGGGAAGUUCAGGGUCAGCUUCUCCAUGGACCCCUUUGUGCGCAUCCUGCAACCAGAGCGCUAUGAGCUGUGGAAAUGCGGGCAAGACAGGGCGGUAGUGGACCACACUGAGCCUACAGUGCCUGGUAGACAGGCGAUGACCACCUGGAGGGACGUCCUUUCACGUAGGAAAGAGUCCCCCAGCCUGAGACAUUUCCCACUCUGGCAAGACCCAGCAGCUCUGGACCACAACAAGCCCACCGCAUCAGCAAAAGAGAGACAGGUUCCUGGGAGACUGGCGCCUAGCCUGAGACACCUCCGCAGGCAGCGAAAAAGAUGCCUCAAAUGUCCUGUAGCCACAGGCUGUGGGAGUCGUGGCUGCACCCCAAUAUGUCCUGCGUCCUGUAGCAUAUCAUCCCCAAAUGGUUAUAUGCAGCCCAGGACUGCAGUUAAGGGUUGCUUCCCAAAGUCUGGAAGGAUCGGGUCACGGACCAAAACUGUCAAUCGUCUUUCUUCUUGGGAAUUGGAGGCUCCUGACCCUACUGUCAUGACACAGACCAAAGGACUCCUAAUGGUGGCCACAGGGAACACAGCUUCAGGUUCUGAGCAUCAGCCCUUGCUUGAGGAUAGAGCUUUGAUGAACGAUUCUGUAUCUGUGUGA